Oryza sativa Japonica Group (Japanese rice) is the source of this 3461-nucleotide messenger RNA. Lineage: Eukaryota; Viridiplantae; Streptophyta; Magnoliopsida; Poales; Poaceae. The record is from RefSeq and is a predicted model, not a curated record.
CUGCUUCCCUAUCCAACAGUCUCUCGAUUACUUCCCUAUCGCAAUGUCGAUCGUCCCAGGUGGCAGCACUAGCAACUGAGCUCCGCUGCGGCUGAGGCUGCAGACGCCGAGCGCCGCGGGCGGCCGGAGCGGCGAGAGCUCGGGCAGGCGCGGGGCGGGAUCUGGCCCGCGGCGCUAGCCGAAGCCACCGGCCGGCCAGUGGCCCGGGUUGCUCGGGUCGGGUGCGAUUUGGCGGCGGCGACGACGGCAGCCGGCCGGUACCUCGACCCGUCGUUUUCCUCUCGACGAACGCCUACCUAUCUCCCCAAUGGAGGCGGUGAGCGCUUCCAUGGGGGUGAUGGCGCCUCUCCUCACCAAGCUAGCCACGCUGCUCGGUGACAAGUGCUACAAACUCAAGGGAGUGCGCAAGGACAUCGAGUUCCUCAGGUCUUAGUUGGCCGAAAUGAAUGUUGUGCUGGAGAAGCUUGCAGAUAUGGAGCGGCUGGAUGGCCAGCAGAAGCUGUGGAGGGACAAUGUCCGCGAGAUGGCGUAUGACAUUGAGGACUGCAUUGAUGUGUUCAUGUAUCAUCUUGGUGAUGGCCAUAACAAGGAUGGGUUGCUCCAGAAGACUGCACGAAAGAUCAGGAAGCUGCGCGUUCGGUAUCAGAUCGCAAACAAGAUCCAAGAACUCAAGGCCCGUGUCAUGGAGGUGGCUCAACGCCGUAGCAGGUAUAUCGGUCUAGGUGAGGCUACGACCUCUUGUCCUAAGGUGGUGGAAAUCGAUCCUCGGCUGCCUGCGCUGUAUGAAGCGGCUAAAAAUCUUGUAGGCAUUGAUGGUCCACGGGAAGAAAUUUCCCGGUGGCUCACGGAAGAAGGACAGAGUGGUCCAACCCAACAACUCAAAGUUGUAUCUAUCGUUGGCUUUGGAGGCCUUGGCAAGACAACUCUUGCUAACCAAGUGUACAAGCAAGUGAAGGACAAGUUUAAUUGCACAUCAUUCUUGUCAGUGUCCAAAAAUCCCGACGUGUUGAAGCUUCUGAAAAAUCUACUUUUAGAAGUUCAAAAAAAAGAGAUUAUAAUCAAGAGCUCAUUGACACCCUCGGAGUUCACAAAAUUUCCAGAUGAUAAUCAAAAGCUCAUUGACACUCUCAGAGAACACCUUGCUAACAAGAGGUAUCUUAUUGUAAUUGAUGACAUAUGGAGCACCAAGAUAUGGAACAAUAUCCAGUGUGCUUUUGUUCAGAAUAAUUAUGGUAGCCGAGUUAUAAUUACAACACGAAUCGAAGAUGUAGCUACAAAGUGCAGCUUUGAUUUCUAUGGUAUGGUGUACAAGAUGCAACCACUUGAUGAGGUUAACUCACGAUCGUUAUUUUUCAAAAGGCUAUUUGCUUCCGAGGAUGGUUUUACUGAGCAAUAAUAUAGAAAAAUAUCAGAAGACAUGUUAAGAAAAUGCAAAGGGGUGCCAUUAGCAAUCAUUAGCAUUGCUAGCCUUUUGGCUAGUCAUGGCAUGAAUGUGGAAAGGUGGGAGAAAGUACAGAACUAUCUGGGCUACGAGUUGGAAACAAAUCCUACUCUAGAAUGGAUGAGACAUGUACUGAAUCUGAGUUAUAGUGAUGUCCCACAUGAUCUUCGGGCAUGCUUCUUGUACCUUGGAAUAUAUCCGGAGGACUCUAAAAUUUUCAAGGUUGAUUUAACAAGACUAUGGAUAGCUGAAGGAUUUGUUGAGGAAAAAGCUGGUUUAGAUCUGGAGGAAGCUGCUGACAGCUAUUUUAACGAACUUAUUAACAGGAGUUUGAUUGAACCAAAUAAUAAUCGUCUCGGUGAGGUUGUAUCAUGUCGAGUCCAUGACCUUAUGCUUGAUAUUAUUUUAUCGAAGUGCCAGCAGGAAAACUUCAUCACUGUGGCAACUAAGCAGUCCAUAUUGAAUGAUAGAGGGUUUCCAGUUCGUCGGUUAUGCUGUCAGUUGUCCUAUGAAAAUUUGGAGAUGGAAAGGAUGGAAGUAUCACAAGUUAGGUCCUUCAUUACUUUCCCGGUGCGUGGCUGCAGUACACAGCCUCCUAUUUCAAAGUUUGAACAUUUGCGGGUAUUGAAACUUGUGGCCUAUGUGGCACCUACGCUCCUUGAUUUGUCUGCUGUAAGUAAUCUCUUCCUGUUGAAACACUUGAGGAUCAGAGGGUUCCAGUUGAUAAUGCCUCAGAAAAUUGGGAGACUCCAGUGUUUGAGGACGCUAGAUCUACUAUGCAGCCUUUUGGUGACUGGUAUUCCAUCAGAUGUUAUUUCUCUAUCAUCGCUGCGCCAUCUCACAGUUUCGGACGUUUUACAGCUGCCUAAUUGGAUUGGCAAACUGGUCUCUCUACAGACUCUGUUUACCUUUGAUGUCGGCACGAUGCAUUUUCAAGAUACUGUCAGCGUGGGGGCUGGUGAUGAUGUCAGCACGAUGCAUUUUCGAGAUACUGUCAGCGUGAGGCCUGGUGACGAUGAACCGAUAUUAACCAAGCUAGACAAGCCUAAGUUUGUGCUUGAUCAGGAACGACGUGACAUCAUUGAUAGAAUUAAGAUGUCGGCACGUGUCAUCCGGGCAGCCCUACAGUUCAAAGGUGAUAACUCGUUUGAGAACUUCUGCUCCACCUAUCUGGGUGAUUAUUCGCCGGGCAUUCUGGAUGGUGCACAGACUCAUCAUCCGGAAAAGCAUCCACACUGUCCCGGAGUGGAUGGAGCAGUGCGACAAGCUCACAAUGUUAGAGAUUCGUGUCAAGCAGCUCCAGAGCACCGGCGUCCAUGUUCUAUCCAAUCUGCCCUGCCUCAUCGAUCUUGACUUGACUGCGCAAGCAACCCCUGAGGACGACAUCGAGAUUUAUACCCACAGAUUUCCAAAACUAGAGAAAUUUAUUCUAGCAUGUGAUUUUUUGCCAUGCCUGAAGUUUUGUAUAGGGGCAAUGCCACAGCUUCAGACUCUGAAGCUAGAUGACAGGAGGCCUGCUCAGCUCGAACAAGGGUGCAGCUCCAGCAGUGGAGCAGCGGCAGCACAAUAUGGCAGUAGUCCACUUGUUGGCAUCGAGCACCUACUAAAGCUUGAAGAGGUUGAAGUGACAGCCAACUCCAGCAAGGUGUCUGCAUACAGGGACGCUGUCCAAAGGCAUCCAAGGAUUCAAGACAUACAUGUCACGUUUAAUACCCAUGAUGGAAGUGCAAGGACUCCGAAAUAGCGCUGCAAGGGAAAAAUAUUGAGAGAAUAUUAGCUUGAUUGUCCCCAUAGCUGGAAGAAUUCUAAGACAGGAAUCACGACAUUGUCUUGUUUGCACAAGAUAAGCAUCACGGAUAGUACUAUUACUGUUGUGGCAUGUUUUGAAGAGCUUGUAUUAUGUAAUCAGAUUCAGUCCUGUCUAAGUAACGCGUGUUGCUUAUAUUUUUAAGUCCUACGUAGCAUGGUUUGUAAUACUUUCUAUUUUUUAAUAUAUGACGUCGUUAACUUUUUUGACAAA